AUGACAACACAAUCUCCUGGUACCGUAGAUGGAGAUAAAUCGGAGAAAACAGUCAAAGUUUCGAACCUUCCACUCAUCUUUGAUGAAUCUGACCUGCAGAUACUAUUCGCCAACGUUGGAAAAAUUGUCGACUGUUUGUUGACUAAAUCACCCGGAGAACCCACCAACUCUUCAAUAAUAGAGUUUAGCACCGUCGAUGAAGCUAUUCUUGCAGUCAGUUUGAGUGGAGUUUCAGUUCGUCGUCACAUUUUAAGGAUCGAGUAUUCGAAGCAGCCUAUUUCAAAGCCUGAAACAGCUGAAUCUCACGUUUCCUCAGAUGAUAUUAAGGGGAAAAUCGCCAAGGUCCUUGAAAUUAGGGAUAUGAUAAACAAAAGGCUGUCGUCAAAGUCCUCGAGUUCCACUGAUAAAACCUCAGAGUCCUCCUCUUCCGAGACUUUUAAUCCAGAAGAUUCUCAAACUGUUAAUCGCAAACAUCGCAAAACCACUAGAUUUGAUUGCAAAACGCCUAAUUCAGUAAGAACCAUCACAGACCUUUAA
This is a messenger RNA of Theileria annulata, 537 nucleotides long. Its product is annotated as rna binding protein, putative. Gene Ontology annotation, molecular function: RNA binding. The record is from RefSeq and is a predicted model, not a curated record. The transcript has 3 exons. NCBI's taxonomy places the organism in Eukaryota, Apicomplexa, Aconoidasida, Piroplasmida, Theileriidae. Bases 1 to 537 code for a protein of 178 amino acids.